Talpa occidentalis (Iberian mole) is the source of this 621-nucleotide messenger RNA. RefSeq names its product CD247 molecule (gene CD247). Bases 1 to 501 code for a protein of 166 amino acids. The transcript is spliced from 8 exons. Gene Ontology annotation, cellular component: membrane. Gene Ontology annotation, biological process: cell surface receptor signaling pathway. The record is from RefSeq and is a predicted model, not a curated record. NCBI's taxonomy places the organism in Eukaryota, Metazoa, Chordata, Mammalia, Eulipotyphla, Talpidae. Gene Ontology annotation, molecular function: transmembrane signaling receptor activity.
AUGAAGUGGAAGGCACUUGUCAUCACCUCCAUCCUGCAGGCGCAGCUCCCCGUUACAGAGGCACAGGCCUUUGGCAUGCUGGACCCCAGACUCUGCUACCUGCUGGAUGGGUUCCUCUUCAUCUAUGGUGUGGUCAUCACUGCCCUUUUCCUGAGAGCCAAGUUCAGCCGAAGUGCAGAAGCCCCCGUGUAUCCACAAGGCCAGAACCUGGUCUACAACGAGCUCAAUCUGGGACGAAGAGAGGAGUACGACGUUCUGGAUAAGAGGCGCGGCCGGGACCCUGAGAUGGGAGGGAAACAGCAGAGAAGAAAGAAUCCCCAGGAAGCUGUGUACAACGCCCUGCAGAAAGACAAGAUGGCGGAAGCUUACAGCGAGAUUGGGAGGAAGGGAGAUAACCAGCGGCGCAGAGGCAAAGGAAACGAUGCCCUUUACCAGGGGCUCAGCACAGCCACCAAGGACACCUAUGAUGCCCUCCACAUGCAAGCCCUGCCCCCUCGCUAAGGGCACAGAUUCUACCACUCACAGACCAGAACCACAGACGCCCAGACUGUUAAAGACACCGGAUAAAGCAUUUAUAGCCCAGCUCACUUGUCUCUUCUCCACCGCCCAAGAACACCUCUU